CUGGUCACGCGCUUACAACCUAGGAUAGUUCUUCAGAAGAAUAGAUAACGGCAAUAACGGUCACUCUUCGUCCCCGCAGAAGUUAAAAACCAACGGCACCCCACGAUUUCCAUGUUUCUCUCUCCAAUUAAUGAUAAUCGUUUGAAGUAAAAAUGGCUGCAAUUCUUGCUCUGAGCUACUUUAACUACGCUGGAUCAGUAGACACCACCCGACGAACCAUUUCAGCCAAAACGGGCCAAAACCAUGACCUCACUACCAGGCAAGCACCCAAAUCAGCUCGCUUUGAUCGGAAAAAGUUGAAGUUGCCGAAUGUUUCAACUCGACAAGAAGCUAUCUUGUUGAGUUUGGAGUCGGGUUUUGCGGAAGAUGCACUCCACCUGUUUGAGAAUAUGAAUACGCGGGACCCUUUUGUUUGGAAUGUUGUAAUCAGGGGACUAACUACCAAUGGGUACUUUCAACAUGCCCUUGAAGUUUAUUAUCGGAUGCAAAGCGAAGGAAUUCGAGCUGAUAAUUACACCUACCCUUUUGUGAUUAAGGCGUGUGCUGGGUCGUUUUCUUUGGUAGAAGGGCAAAAGGUUCACUCGAGGUUGAUUAAAGUUGGGUUUGAUUUGGAUAUUUACGUUUGCAAUUCGCUUGUUGCUAUGUACGCGAAGCUUGGGUUGAUUGGGCUUGCUGAGCGGGUGUUUGAGGAGCUGCCGGUUAGAGAUUUGGUUUCUUGGAAUUCUAUGAUUAAAGGGUAUGUUUCAGUCGGGGAGGGUUGGAAUGCGGCGUUGUGUUUCCGGGAAAUGCAGGAAGUUGGAUUGAGGCCUGAUAGGUUCAGCAUAAUCAGCAUUCUUGGCGCUUGUUCUCUUGAGUGCUUGUUGCGUUACGGGAAGGAAAUUCAUGGACAAGUGAUAAGAAGUAGAUUUGAAUUGGAUGUAAUGGUUCAGACAUCACUCGUUGACAUGUAUGGAAAAUGUGGUAGAGUGGAUUAUGCGGAGACGUUGUUUGAAAGGAUUUAUCAGAAAAACAUUGUGCUUUGGAAUGCUAUGAUUGCUGGAUAUACUCGAAAUGGGAAACCCAUAGAAUCAUUUGCUUGCUUGAAGAAAAUGCAGGAGGAAGAUAAGUUGAAUCCUGACAUUAUAACCGCAAUAAAUUUGCUCCCAUCUUGUGCACAAAUAGGAGCUCUCCUACAAGGUAAAACUAUCCAUGGUUUUGCUAUGAGAAAAGGCUUCCUCCCUCAUUUGGUAUUCGAGACUGCUCUUGUUGACAUGUAUGGAAAGUGUGGGGAGCAGAAACUCGCAAGAAAAGUUUUCAGCAACAUGAGUGAAAGAAAUCUGGUAUCAUGGAAUGCCAUGAUUGCUGCUUAUGUUCAGAAUGGGCAUAAUAGAGAAGCCUUGGAACUGUUCCAAGAGUUAUGGAAAGAACCUUUAAAUCUAGACGCAACAACAAUCACUAGUAUUUUACCUGCCUAUGCUGAAGUUGCCUUGCUUAGGGAGAGUAAGCAAAUCCAUGGUUAUGUAGCGAAGUUAAAUCUCCGUUCAAGUACUUUUAUCUCAAAUUCAAUCGUUUACAUGUACGCAAAAUGUGGGGAUCUCCAGACUGCAAGGGAAAUUUUUGAUGGGAUGGUGUGUAAGGAUGUCAUUUCAUGGAACACCAUCAUUAUGGCAUAUGCUAUUCAUGGGUUUGGUGCAAAUUCAAUUAAAUUAUUUUCUGAAAUGAAGGAAGAGGGCAUCAAACCCAAUGCCAGUACUUUCGUUUCUCUGCUAUUAUCUUGCAGCGCUUCUGGCAUGAUAGAUGAAGGUUGGGCGUACUUCACUUCAAUGGAGAAGGACUAUGGGAUAUAUCCAGGAAUAGAGCACUAUGGUUGUAUGGUUGAUAUACUCGGCCGCUCCGGAAAUCUUGACCUAGCCAAACGUUUUGUCAGUGAAAUGCCAUUGGUCCCCACAGCCAGGAUAUGGGGGUCUUUGCUAGCUGCCAGCAGACAUCACAGAAACAUUGAAGUAGCUGAGCUUGCAGCUAAGCACAUUACUUCCUUGGGACACGAUAAUACUGGUUGUUACGUUUUGCUUUCAAAUAUGUACGCUGAAGCAGGGAGAUGGGGAGAUGUGGAACGCAUUAAAUUCCAAAUGGCGAAGGAAGGAUUAGAAAAAUCCUCUGGUUGCAGUACAGUUGAAAACAAUGGUAAGAAUUACAAGUUCAUCAACCUAGAUAUGUAUCAUAUGAAUACUGAUACGAUGUAUGAUGCUCUUAACAUUAUGUCAAGGAAGAUUGGAGAAGACAUUUACAUUCACAGUGUAUCAAAGUUCAGGCCCCUAGAUGUUAUAAGAAAAAGAUCUACCUCUCCGGAAUUCCACAGUGUUAGAUUAGCAAUUUGCUUUGGUCUGAUUCAAGUAUCACUUGGAAGUCCUGUUUUUGUUAGGAAAAACGUUAGAAUAUGUGAAGCUUGCCACAGUGCAGCAAAGAAGAUUGCAGAGAAUACUGGAAGAGAGAUUGUGGUGGGAGAUCAAAAGAUGUAUCACCACUUCAGAAAUGGCCGUUGUUCAUGCGGAGAUUACUGGUGACUUAGAUUUGUGGAUUGUAUAAUUUAGUAACCCCAGAUUUGGGACUUACAUGAGUACUGUUAUUGUUGUUAACUACAAAUGAGUAGGUAUAGACUUGUGACAAUUCAGACUCUUGAUUCAUUAAUGUUUUCUCACACAGAAUUUUUAUGAACUGGAUAGCUCUAA
This is a messenger RNA of Rhododendron vialii, 2708 nucleotides long. Its product is annotated as pentatricopeptide repeat-containing protein At4g35130, chloroplastic. The coding region runs from base 153 to 2543 and encodes 796 amino acids. Lineage: Eukaryota; Viridiplantae; Streptophyta; Magnoliopsida; Ericales; Ericaceae. Gene Ontology annotation, biological process: RNA modification. The transcript has a single exon. Gene Ontology annotation, molecular function: protein binding; RNA binding; zinc ion binding. The record is from RefSeq and is a predicted model, not a curated record.